Molecule: messenger RNA, 4624 nt
Organism: Marmota flaviventris (yellow-bellied marmot)
Lineage: Eukaryota; Metazoa; Chordata; Mammalia; Rodentia; Sciuridae
Gene: Dmpk
Product: DM1 protein kinase
Biological process (GO): actomyosin structure organization; peptidyl-threonine phosphorylation
Cellular component (GO): cytoskeleton; cytoplasm
Molecular function (GO): ATP binding; protein serine/threonine kinase activity
Source: RefSeq, a predicted model, not a curated record
UGUGUGGCCCCCGUGGGUGGGGUGGGGACAGGGGCCUGGCUCUUAAGGAGCGGGACAAACAUGGAGAGAUCUUGCACGGAGGCCCAGAGCUUGGACCUGGGUUCUGGGGCAACAUGCCCCUACCCACUGUGCCACCCUAGCAGGGCAGAGUAAGGCCAGCAGAGGCCAGGGCAGCCGUGACUCCGAGCCAUGGCUGGGGAACCAUGGCAGGCUAGGCUGGGCCUGGCCUCCUGUUUUCUUCCUGCUCCUUCUGCCCCAGUCCAGAGCUAGGACAUGUUUGCAGCCAUCUCCUAGGACCCUCUCCCCCAAAUGGCUUCUAUGGUCCUCUACCCUGGUUCCCAAAGUGCAGGGGUUAGCCAAAAGGGAUAGCAUGGGCAGCUGCCAGGGGUGUAGCUGACAGGCAGGUGCUCGGCGCCAGCCUUUCCAGCUGCCCCAACAGGUGCCCAGGCACCCGAGAGGGUGCAGUGACUCACAGGCCCUGAGGAAGAGCCAGCUCUGCAGACAGGCGCCACUAGAUCCCCAUCCUCCUGGUUGAGGAGAAACAACUUGGGGUUGUUCCCUUUCUCCCUGGGUUCUGUGAUGCCACCCUAUCCCCCAUAUAUUGGUCCCUGCUAGCCUGGGUGGGCCAACCCGUGCUCCCUGCCAGCUCCUGCCUCCUUUGGUGGUCCUAUUUCAGGGCCUCUAACCCUCUAGCUGUUCUACAAAGACCCUUUUCAAAAGGUCUUCCCAGGACCUGGGGACAAGUCUGGGGGGGGAAAUGCCCCAUGGCCAGUUUCCUGCCCCCAUGCAACACCCAGCACAGUUUCAAGCUCUCUUUAGUUGCUGUCACCUCAAUACCUUGUCGCUUUGUCACUCCACAUGCCUGUUCCCCAGUGUCUUGCUGUUGGCCCUUGGCCUGUGUGCCCUUCUCGGUCAUUGUCUGAACCUUUCCCAACUCCCUUUGGUCCCCUAUCCUUAUGAUUCAGGGCCUGCUCUUCUCCUCCUCUCCCAUUUCACAGAUGGGAAGGUGGAGGCCAAAGGCUAGGCCACUCAGUCUCUGGAAGACCCUCCCCUCCCCACCCCUUUCCUCUGUGACUCUCUCGGUCUCCCUUUUACGAGUGUAAAGCUGGCUGGCAGGGUAAACUGAGAUCUGGGAUGGGGGCAGGGGUCUGGCUCUCCUGGAAGAAGCAAGUCCUUUUGUGGCCUGAGCUGCAUCCUGCAGCCCCUCCCCUGCCAGGCUUCCAGGGUGGGGGAGGGGGCCUGGGUUCCUGCUGCCUUAAAAGGGCUCAAUGUCUUGGCGCUCUCCUCCCUCCCUCGUCCUCCCCUUGGCCGGUUCUUCCCUGUGGGCCCACUUUCCCUGAACCCCCUCUCUCACCUCCACAACCUACUCAAUUUCCCCUCUUUAAUGCCCAUACCCAUCCCUUUUCCACCCUGCCUGCCAGGUUCUGGCUUCUUCCACCCUGUGGGAGGCCAGGCCUCCCUCUGAACCUCCCACUGCCCCUGAACCUCGGCCUCCACUCCUGGCCAGUACCCCUUGCUGCUGAGCCUUUCUAGCCAUAGGCCCUCCUCAGCUGGAGCCCUCCUGCUGCCUUCCGGGAGGACUGCUGGACGCCCUUCCAACAGUGCCCCAGCUGUGCCUUGGCACUGGUGUCCCCUCUUUCAGGCCUCCUACCUCCAAAUUCUGUUUCUCAAAAUGUGCUUCGAGAAACACAGCACCUCAUCUAGACUGCUGGACACAGCUGCAGCUCUGGGUCAUAGCCAAAGACAUACAAAAUGAAAAGUUUGGGAUUGGGGACGGGGACCGGAGACGGCACCUUAAUCAUCAUCCAGAGUGAGGGUGGAGGGCCUGAGGCUCGGGGGUCUGGAAAUGGGCUGUCUCUGCACCUGCUCUUCAAGGCUUCCGAUCCGGGGCAUGUGCUGCCCAGCUCUUCCCACCUUGCAUCCUCUGGCCCAAGCCCUGUGCCAAAAACAGGUCCCCAGUCAUCUCUCCUCCACGGGAGGGUCCCAGAACAUCACAUGGUGUUUAUGUGGGAGAGCUACAGUGGAGCUGAGGGGCAGGGAGAAGGGGAGACUGAAGGACAGACCCUUGUCCAUCCAAGUGACCCUCUGUUUUUCCUCUACUGCAGCGGAGCCCAUUGCAGCGAGGCUUAAGGAGGUUCGACUGCAGAGGGAUGACUUUGAGAUUCUGAAGGUGAUUGGACGCGGGGCAUUCAGCGAGGUAGCAGUGGUGAAGAUGAAGCAGACGGGCCAGGUGUAUGCCAUGAAGAUUAUGAAUAAGUGGGACAUGCUGAAGAGAGGAGAGGUGUCGUGCUUCCGAGAAGAGAGGGAUGUGUUGGCAAAUGGGGACCGGCGCUGGAUCACGCAGCUGCACUUCGCCUUCCAGGAUGAGAACUACCUGUACCUGGUCAUGGAGUACUACGUGGGCGGGGACCUGCUAACGCUGCUGAGCAAGUUUGGGGAGCGGAUCCCGGCCGAGAUGGCGCGCUUCUACCUGGCCGAGAUUGUCAUGGCCAUAGACUCAGUGCACCAGCUGGGCUAUGUGCACAGGGACAUCAAGCCAGACAACAUCUUGCUGGACCGCUGCGGCCACAUUCGCCUGGCAGACUUUGGUUCCUGCCUCAAACUGCGGGCUGAUGGAACGGUGCGGUCCCUUGUGGCUGUGGGUACCCCGGACUACUUGUCUCCAGAGAUCCUGCAGGCUGUGGGCGGCGGCCCUGGGACAGGCAGCUAUGGGCCUGAGUGUGACUGGUGGGCGCUGGGUGUGUUCGCCUAUGAAAUGUUUUACGGGCAGACGCCCUUCUACGCCGACUCUACGGCUGAGACUUACGGCAAGAUUGUCCACUACAAGGAGCACUUGUCUCUGCCACUGGCAGACACUGGGGUCCCAGAAGAGGCUCGAGACCUCAUCCAAGGUCUGCUGUGUCCCGCGGAGAUAAGGCUAGGACGUGGUGGAGCAGACGAUUUCCGGAAGCAUCCUUUCUUCUUUGGCCUUGACUGGGAGGGACUUCGAGAUAGCCUGCCCCCCUUUAUUCCGGACUUCGAGGGUGCCACCGAUACUUGCAACUUUGACGUGGUGGAGGAUGGGCUCACUGCCAUGGUGAGCGGGGGCGGGGAAACACUGUCGGACAUUCCGGAAGGUAUGCCGCUGGGGGUCCACCUGCCUUUUGUGGGCUACUCCUACUCCUGUAUGGCCCUCAGGGACAGUGAGGUCCCAGACCCCACACCAAUGGAACUGGAGGCCCAGCAAUUGCCUGAGCCACGUGUGCAAGAGCCCAGCGUGGAGCCCAGGGUGCCCCCCCCAGAGGACAUGGCUGAAGUGGCAGAUCCAACUGCUGCCCCCGCGGCAGAGACAGAGUCGGAGGUGACCCUGCGGGAGCUCCAGGAAGCCCUGGAGGAGGAGGUGCUCAGCCGGCAGAACCUGAGCCUCGAGCUGGAGGCCAUCCGCACGGCCAACCAGAACUUCGCCAGUCAGCUACAGGAGGCCGAAGCCCGGAACCGAGACCUGGAGGUGCACAUCCAGCAGCUGCAGGAGCGGCUGGAGUUGCUGCAGACAGAGGGAGCCGCAGCUGUCACGGGGGUCCCCAGUCCCCGGGCCACGGAUCCACCUUCCCAUCUAGAUGGCCCCCCGGCCGUGGCUCUGGGCCAGUCCCCGCUGGUGGGGCCAGGCCCCAUGCACCGCCGCCACCUGCUGCUCCCUGCCAGGGUCCCUAGGCCUGGCCUAUCGGAGGCGUGUUCCUUGCUCGUGUUCGCCGCUGCUCUGGCUCGUGCCGCCUCCUUGGGCUGCAUUGGGUUGGUGGCCAGCGCAGGCCAUCUCGUCCCAAUCUGUCAUCGCCCGGGAGCCACCUUCGUCCCCUGAACCCUAGACCUCAGGCUCGGUUAAAGGGUUGGGUGACCCGGGCUCGGCCUAGAAGCUGCUCCCACCGCCUCCCAGUUCAUACCGCUCCGAGCGCGGGUCUUCGCCCAGCUCCAAUCCUGUGAUCCGGGCCCGCCCCCUGGCGGCCGGGAAGGGGGGAGCCGGAUCCUUGGCCGGCGAAUGGGGUUAGCGGGGGACUUGCAGCCAGGAAUGUUGUUGCUGCUGAGGCUGCUGCGGCUGCUGCUGGGGGGAGUUGCCGAUCACUGCUUUCUUCUGGGAGGGUUGAGGCCCCGACGUGGAUGGGCAGAUCGCGGUCCAGAGAAGGCAGCCGACCGGAGCUCAGCCAUCCUCGACCUGGAUGAGCAUGUCACGGUCCGAAAAGGCAGCCGACCGGAGCUCAGCCAUCCGAUUUUCACCCUCCACGCACCUGCCAUCUGUUCGCAAACCACAAAUCCUCCCUGUGCAUGAACUCCUAUUCUCUCCGGAACGUUCUACCGCAGCGAACGUUCGGCGUCACCUCUGCCUGCUCCCUCGGGAACUUUUUGCUUUUGCCAGCCCCCCUCCCCCCUUACGUGCGCUGCUCUAGGAGCCACAGCUGGCUCCGCCCGUCUCGGUGGUUUGGAUAUUUAUUGCCUUUAUCCUCCGACUUGCUGACAGCCUCCAGGACCCCAUCACCCUAAUCCACGUUUUGGAUGCACUGAGACUCGACAUUCCUCGGUAUUUAUUGUCUGGCCCCACCUAGGACCCCCACCCCCGACCCUCGCAAAUAAAAGACCCUUUCGUCUGCCUGAA